AUGUUGCGCGCAUAUCUGCAAUACCUCAAGCAAUUGCAGAGUUCGUCCUGUCGGCUUCUAUUUUUAGCGUCAGCCCGCCGUGGAGCCCGUCGUGGAGCCCACGGCGUCUGGGCUGGGCCCACUGCGACACCGCCCAUGUACAGCCCCCGCAUCCUUGUGUGUCGCCCCAAAUUGAAUGCGACCUUAAGUAUUCAACGCCGCGCCAUCAGGCUUUUCCAAAAGCGCAAGACCACUAUUCAACAUACUCCUAAGAAUCCAAACACCACGCGUACGUCUUCAAGUCACUUGCACCUAUUCUAUCUUCCAUCGGGUCUUCACUAUCUUUGUACACUCGUUGGAAAGCCAAACUCCCACCACGGCCCAAUGGCGACGACCGACGCGCUCUUGUCAGCCGUCGAGGCGAACAACCUGGACGAGCUGAAGAGCCUUCUAGAACAACUAGAUGGUCCGCUGAGCAACAACGUUACCCUACAUGAAGUGCUUGACAAGGCCGUGGAGUUGGGUCGAUUCGAGAUUGCUGAAGAGCUUUUCAAACGUGGGGUGACUUGGGGAGAUGCCACAAUAGAAUCCGUGGUGGCAGGAGGCAAUGAGGCCAACGGCUGGAACACCAAAGCCAUUGACUUGGCCCUAGCCUACGGCUGGGAUAUCAACACUCAUUAUGACCAUGUCGGAAGUCCUCUCGUCCAUUGCGCUUCGAUGGGCGAGAACAGCGCUGCCAUCAUCUCACAUCUCCUUUCUAAAGGUGCUGAUCCCAAUGGAACAACUCAAAUGAGUUUGAAUCCGCUGGAAUGGGCUUGCCAGCAUGGUGAUCUUGACGUGGUCAAAGUUCUGCUUGCGCACGGUGCAAGAGCGCAAGACACAUGGGCACUUCGAGAGGCUUCGGAGGCUGGAAAGCUUGAGAUCAUGAAGCUGUUAGUCUCUCGCGGGGCUGACAUCAAUGGUCGCCCGGACGACACUUAUGUAACACCUUGCUAUCUAGAGGAUGAUAGCUGGGGCUGGCCCCUUCAUGGUGCAGUUGGGUCCGGCAGUGCGGAAUGUGUCAAGUUCCUCCUAGACAACGGAGCGUUAACCGAUGGAAAGAAUCCAAAAGGGUUAACACCGUUGGAUCUUGCGAGGAAAAGGGGAAACGAGGAGAUUAUUAGGUUGUUAGAGAAGAAAUCAUAG
This is a messenger RNA of Neoarthrinium moseri, 1164 nucleotides long. RefSeq lists its product as uncharacterized. Gene Ontology annotation, biological process: positive regulation of transcription by RNA polymerase II. The transcript is spliced from 2 exons. The record is from RefSeq and is a predicted model, not a curated record. Bases 1 to 1164 code for a protein of 387 amino acids. Gene Ontology annotation, cellular component: nucleus. NCBI's taxonomy places the organism in Eukaryota, Fungi, Ascomycota, Sordariomycetes, Amphisphaeriales, Apiosporaceae. Gene Ontology annotation, molecular function: transcription cis-regulatory region binding; protein binding.